AUGACUUCGCAUUCGUUGCUGGAUCAGCUUUGUACGGAGUACAGAGAACUUGUGGCCCAGCAAGACAAGGAAACACAAGAACUUAGUGAGAAUCGACGCCGUUAUCCACGGCAGGAUGCCACUGCUCACCUCCUGCUCAAGGUAGCCGACAAGCUGUUGCAGGAGAGAGCAGGAUUGGAAGAAGCCCGAUUCGAGGAGCACACAGCCGAUCUCAUUGCUUUGUGUCGUCGAUUCGGUCUAAACUUCGAGAAGCCGAAGGUCAGUGAAAAGGCCCUAACAGGCUUCUUUAGUAGCCUGCGAACAUUCCGGCAGCCUGCAGGUGUGCAGAACUCAGCCAGAAGGUCAUCGCUACGCCCCUUGUUCGGAUCCUGCAUGGCGGGCGGCGCAGGAUUUCCUCAGAACCGGAAAUGGUGGCCCGAUGUUCGAUCUUUUUUCGAGCGCGGCUUUGAGGUGCUUCGAAAUGGAGACUUUGUCCGUGCCAACGCUCCAGAAAUGGUUGUUGGCGACAUCGUGUAUUUAAAGAGUGGCGAUUGUGCGCCUUGCGAUCUGCGAGUUUUAAAGACUCUGGAGGACACCCGGAUCGACACAUCAACAGGUGUUGGUUCAGAGGUCCGAGACUGUACGGAGUUGUGCACAUCAGCCGAUCCCUUGUCCUCUGACAAUAUAGUUCUCAAGGGGAGCUGGAUCCUUCAAGGAUCGCUGCUGGCGGUGGUGAUUCGAAAUUCGAUGGAUCCGCUUGCUCCUCAUCGCUGCGCGAACGACUCUGAUCAGGAUGCCGAGUUUUCCAUUGAUGCGACAGUACCGAGCGGACUAACUGCGGCUUCUUGCCAAACGGUUUUCUCAAGUUUAUGGACGAAGGCCAACUGCAUCUGCCGCUCGUUCGACGUCAUGGUCCAGCUCUCUGCUGUUGAUGCUGUUAUCAUAUUCUUGACAGAGGACCUUCGCAAAGAUUCUUCGGCCCUCCAGGACACAGUCCGAGAUCUACAUGGGCUUGGCAAGGCAGUAUUCUUGCUCGUGAAAGAUCAGGGGAGCGCAUCCCGAUUGGCAGAAGACUUGAAGUUGAAACCGAUCUCUUUUGAAAAAGGCAAGCAGACGCCCAGCACCUGUGUCUCCAGUAUCGGUUCUUCCUUCGACAUGAGCUUCGAAGGUGAUGUGAUGGCCACUUGCUCUGGUACAACACCGAGGCAGGGACAGGAGGAGGAACGUAUUGCGGACUUGAUGAACAGUUGCAAAGCUGCAGCUCCCGGCGCUGUCGUUCAUGGCAUGUCGGAGGCAGCGCUGGUGCAGUUCUGCCUCGUGAUGCAGGAAGCUGGUUUGAGUCCGAUGUAUGUGGCAAGCCACUUGCAAUCCCAGUUUCUGCGGUCACUGUCGGAUCCUACCUUUCGUUCGCAGGCACCCUCUGUUUCUUCGGCAACACAGGUGCAGCACUUCCCUUCCAGAGCCAGCCAAGACGCCGCCUCCGCAUCACCACGAAGAGCCAAGGCGAUCGUGAAGACACGGACUGAAGAGGUCGACCACGGGGAAGCCCACAACCUGACCGAUGUGAUCAAAAACAUGGGGUUCGCGGAACUGAACAAGGUUGGUGAGAAAGUCACGCCGAAAAGAGCGUCGUCCGUCACGAUUGUGUCGCUGAACGCCACAGGCGUUCUAGCAGACCGCUGCAGCUGUGCCUGUCUGCGGUCUGACUUGCGAUGUGUCGGGCAUGCAUUGCAGUUGGCCGCCAGAGUAUCCAGAAUCUGA
Symbiodinium sp. CCMP2592 is the source of this 1740-nucleotide messenger RNA. Lineage: Eukaryota; Dinophyceae; Suessiales; Symbiodiniaceae. The record is from the annotation of a GenBank genome assembly.